Molecule: messenger RNA, 888 nt
Organism: Aspergillus uvarum CBS 121591
Lineage: Eukaryota; Fungi; Ascomycota; Eurotiomycetes; Eurotiales; Aspergillaceae
Product: putative mitochondrial carrier protein
Exons: 4
Coding region: 1-888 (295 amino acids)
Biological process (GO): transmembrane transport
Molecular function (GO): transmembrane transporter activity
Source: RefSeq, a predicted model, not a curated record
AUGUCCGCCGACUUUUGGGCUGGCUACCUGAGCGGUGCUAUUGGGAUCAUCAUCGGUAACCCGCUUGACAUUAUCAAGGUUCGACUACAGGCGGGACAGCAUGCAGAAGUCGUUGCAUCAUCAACAACCCAGCAAUUGAGCCGCCUGGAAAGUGUCACUUCUCUUGUGCGAGGCUCGGCUGCUCCAAUACUGGGUUAUGGAGCCCUAAACGCUCUGCUCUUCGUGGCCUACAACCGGUCAUUGAUGACCCUGGACACAGCCAUUACAGACCCGACCUCACCACAAGGAACGUCUCUGUAUAAAGUGUGGCUCGCAGGCGCUGCAGGCGGGCUAGCCAGCUGGACUGUAUCGGCUCCCACAGAGUUCAUCAAAUGUCGAGCCCAGCUGGACACCCGGCCCGGGAUCUCCUCCUGGACCGUCGCCAAAAAUAUCAUUAGUACCCGAGGCUGGAGGGGCCUAUACUAUGCAGGAGGAAUCACUUGCGCCAGAGACGCCAUUGGCUAUGGAUUUUACUUCUGGUCUUACGAGUACUGUAAGCGUCUCAUGAACUCCGAGGAUGAUACUACGAAUAUGGCUGCAUUGAAGAUCCUUCUCUGCGGCGGCAUUGCUGGCGUCAUCACCUGGGCGUCGGUCUUCCCUCUAGACGUGAUCAAGACCAGGCUGCAGGCUGGGACAAUUGAAACAUCUCCCCAAGAUUGCCCUCUUCUACCGUCUCGCAUACAGACACGCGAUGCAGGCUCCAUUCAAGUUGCCAGGGAGGUCUAUCAGACCGAAGGUCUGAAGGCAUUCUACCGCGGUCUUGGUGUGUGUAGCUUUAGGGCAUUCAUCGUGAAUGCGGUUCAGUGGGCGACUUACGAAUGGCUUAUGAAAUAUCUACAAGAAGCAUGA